Carassius gibelio (silver crucian carp) is the source of this 1815-nucleotide messenger RNA. Its product is annotated as ras-related and estrogen-regulated growth inhibitor-like protein. The record is from RefSeq and is a predicted model, not a curated record. Lineage: Eukaryota; Metazoa; Chordata; Actinopteri; Cypriniformes; Cyprinidae. Gene Ontology annotation, molecular function: GTPase activity; GTP binding. The coding region runs from base 274 to 891 and encodes 205 amino acids. The transcript has 5 exons.
UUUUGGCACCAGCUGCGGCUUGCGUCACCGUGGCGUCAGAAUCCUGUGAAUGCGCGAGCUGAGAAGCAGCCUUGGAGAGGCAGCGCGAGCGUACAGUGCGAGUCAGACGAGCACCUGAUCGACCAGAGGAUGCAUCGGGCCGUUCUCUCUUUCAGUCUCCACUGUUUUUAAAAGCGUUCGGCACAGUGACUGUAAUGUGGAGCGUGCGUUGAACAGAAUCGACUCGUUUGAGUUUCAUUCCUUUGCGCACUGGAAGCGUUUCAGCGAAUCAUAAUGAAUGACAUAAAAGUUGCAGUUCUGGGAUCCGAGGGUGUCGGGAAAUCAGCACUUAUUGUUCGGUUUCUAACCAGGAGAUUUAUUGGAGAAUAUGCAUCAUCAUCAGAGUGCAUUUACAGAAAGCACAUGUCUAUAGAUGGAAGACAACUUAAUCUUGAACUGUAUGACCCCUGUUCUCAGCCAUGCGAGGGGAAGUCCACGCUCAACGAUCAGAUCCAUUGGGCCGACGGCUUUGUGGUCAUUUACGACAUCAGCGAUCGUUCCUCUUUCCUCACAGCCAAAGCCAUAGUGCACCUGAUCCGAGAGCUUCACCUGGGAGGCUCUAAAAGGGACACAGACUCUGUGAUUUUCCUGGUGGGCAAUAAGCAAGACUUGUGCCAUAUGCGGGAAGUGGACAGGGAGGAAGGCCAGAAGUUGGCGUCCAAGCGCCGCUGUCAGUUUUACGAGCUGUCUGCUGCGGAGCACUACCAGGAGGUGCUACUCAUGUUCUCCAAGAUCGUGCGCAAUGCCAGUCUAGGAGGCUGGGCCAAGGAGCGGCGCCGUCGCCCUAGCGGUUCAAAGUCUAUGGUCAAACUCAUCAACAAUGUCUUCGGGAAAAGGCGGAAAUCUGUUUAAAAAUCAACUUGGACAAUUGUUACUGGACUGACGUAUGAAAUGUGCCGCCGUUGUUUAUAUAAUUCCUUACUGCUUAUUGUUAAUGCCACACUGUCAUUACCAGGUAAAUCUUAUGAAACACAUCAAGAACAUGAACACACUUCACCCUAAAAUCAAAAGUAAACAAACAUUUUCUUUGCUUCAAGAAAAAAUCUCAUAACCAUAAUGAGUCCAGAUUUAUUUUACUUGGGCAAGGCCUGUUUUAAAACCAUUUUGCAUUUGGAAAAAUAUUCUCAUGUCAUUUACCUCAUAAUUUCUCAUUACUGCAAUGAAAAAAAUAAAUAUAUAUGUGUGUGUGUGUGUGUGUGUGUGUAUAUAUAUAUAUAUAUGUGUGUGUGUGUGUGUGUGUGCAUGUGUGUGUGUGUAUGAUAUUUUAGGAUUGCACUAAAAUAAAAUAAAUCUGGACUCAUUAUGGUAAUGAGAUUUUUACAUUGUGGCAAUGACAAAAUGUGCCCAUUUCUUAUCAAAAAUAACGUCACAGUGUAAAACAUUUAAAAUAGGCUUAAUUUUGUUAAUGCAAAAUAUAAUAACAUAAUUUUCUUCCUUUUGUGUACAGCUUUUUGCCUUAAAUGUUUCUUUAAUCGCUUCUAAGGAUGUUUAAAUGUCAGAUUUCAAAGAACAACUAAGAACAUCACUGAUAUUUCAGCUGCCAAUUCAAAGUGAACUCUGAGGUUGUGAACUGUUAGUUAUCUUGUUGUGUAGUCAUAGAUCAAAUGUUUCUUGUGUUUUACGUACCAUUUGUUUGUGCAGUAUAUGAAAAUCCUCCCUUGCUGUUAGAUGUAAUUUAAACACUUUCUAAAUGAUGUGACAAUGACAAGCCAUAAUGUUUAUCGAUUUUGAAUGAUUUAUGGAUCUGUGCAUUAAAAUGUGACCAUUUUCACCAAA